UUCGCGCGUUGCGUGUCGUGUCGCUCAAAUACGAGAUAUCGUGACUGAAAUCGCUUUUCUUUUCGCACUUUUGUUUUGUGCCAUGGCUAAGGAUAAAAAAUGGCAGCUGCUGCUGGAUUUAUUCUCGUUAGCGAGCGUGUUGGUCCCACUACUAACGCUGACGCAAGUGGCCCACCCUUUCGAGCGAGGCUUCUUCAUCAAUGAUGACUCCUUAAAACUGCCGUUCAAGGAGCAGACUGUCACAGAAGUCACCCUGGGUAUUGUCGGCUUCGUAUUAAAUGUGGCUACGAUACUGAUAAUCGAGUACCUCCAAAGCAGGAGGCAAAAGAACCCCGAACAGAAGUACAUCUUCGGUUUCGCGGUACCAGCUUGGGUGUGGCAGAGCUACGCUGCCAUAAGAACGUUCACAUUUGGCGCUGGGUGCCAACAGUUGCUGUCUAAUGUCACUAAAUAUGCUGUCGGGAGGCUCAGGCCAUACUUUAUGGAUGUAUGCCAGCCGGAAUACAACGAGACCUUGCCAGCGAACGUGCUGGGCUACAUUCAGGUCUACAACUGCCGCAACCGGUUCGAUCCCGCUUACCAGCCGUAUCUUAAAGACAUGCGACUGUCUUUCUUCAGUGCCCAUUCCAGUUUCGCGAUGUAUGCUGCAGUAUUUUUCAUUGUGUACAUCCAAUACAAAGGCAGAUGGCGUGGCUCAAAGCUGCUCCGUCACGCCGUCCAAUUCUUCGCAUUACUGACAGCCUGGUACGUGGGGUUGACACGGAUUGUGGAAAACUACCACCACUGGAGCGACGUUGCUGUUGGCUUUAUCAACGGAGCCAUUUUUGGAUUUUUAGUGGUAAUCUACGUCCUGAAGCCCACGAAACACCUGCCUCUGACCUGGCAAGACGCGCCCGAGAGCGCGCUCCCGGUGGCGCGGUGACGUCCGCGGCGCCAGCGGUUCAGACUCUUGGUCGUGCUGCAGUUCAUACUGAUGACGAUACUUAAUAAAUGAUAUGUGCUAUGAGGGAAUGAGACAAUUAUAUACAUGUGUUACGUGUCAUAUUUGCAGUGACUUUUGUAACUAGUGAGCGUGGUCAGAACGGCGACGAGCAGCGAGAAGUUAGAAGCGAUGGUGCCAGUUUUGUUUGUUAGGACAUCCGGCGUCCGCAAUGUUGCGUGUGUAUCCAAGCGAACGGUUUAGCAAAAAAAUAAACGUUUCUUAGGGGCAUGUCAAAAAAGUCUACCGCCACAAAAACUGUGUGAAUCGAUUCAUAAUAUCUUUCGCUUAAACCCACCAAACGCCUAUUCUUAAUAACAUUGCAAAAAGCUUCACCGAAGAGCUGCCUCCCGUUCGUUUAUAUCAUCUUUAUUAUAAAUUAUAAUUACAUUAAGUUCUACACUAACUAAUCAAAACAGUUUUUAUAACCUUUAUUUUGGUUAAACAAAUUUUGACUAGGAAAAUAAUGCAAGGAUCAAAAAGUAAAUAAUUACUUCCUGUCAUACGAGUAUACACUGCCAAAUUAAGGGUAAUGUUUAUUUAAGUAUUGUCUUCAGUUUCAUGCAUAUUUAUCCAUGUAAGUUUGAACGUUCUGGCGCCUAACGAAAAAGAACAAGCAAUUAGAUAUAUCAGUGUAGUGUACAGUUUUACUUAGACCACGGGUUUGAAACCCAGGAUGGGAUGUACCUACCAUUGUACAUCUAUUAUAAGUAAGGAAAUAUGGGGUAAAAUUGAAAGGUCUUUCUUGCAGGGUAAGAUAGAAGGCCGACUUAGUGCCGAAAACGUUAUACACAGCCCUCAAGAAAAACCCUUAAAUCUUAUCCCACUUUACAUAUAAGUAGCUAAUAAAUAAAUAAAUAUUAUAGGAAAUUCUUACACAGAUUGACUGAGGCCCACGGUAAGCUCAAGAAGGCUUGUGUUGUGGGUACUCAGACAACGAUAUACAUAACCCACCCGAUAUACAUAACGAUUCGAACCCGGGACCGCGGCGCAGCAGGCAGGGUCACUACCGACUGAGCUAGACUGGUCGUCAGCUAAUGAUUUUAUAAAACUAUAUUAUCUACAUAUUAUGACGUGCGUUUGUAAUCAGUACAACAUUUGUUAUAAUGAUAAGAUAAAGUGUUUGUAUUAAGAUACAUAUAAGUGUGACGCAUAAUUUA
Messenger RNA from Leguminivora glycinivorella, 2139 nucleotides. RefSeq names its product putative phosphatidate phosphatase. The transcript has 6 exons. The record is from RefSeq and is a predicted model, not a curated record. The coding region runs from base 83 to 922 and encodes 279 amino acids. NCBI's taxonomy places the organism in Eukaryota, Metazoa, Arthropoda, Insecta, Lepidoptera, Tortricidae. Gene Ontology annotation, biological process: phospholipid metabolic process; signal transduction; phospholipid dephosphorylation. Gene Ontology annotation, molecular function: phosphatidate phosphatase activity.